This is a messenger RNA of Megachile rotundata (alfalfa leafcutting bee), 6599 nucleotides long. Its product is annotated as pyrokinin-1 receptor. The record is from RefSeq and is a predicted model, not a curated record. Gene Ontology annotation, cellular component: plasma membrane. NCBI's taxonomy places the organism in Eukaryota, Metazoa, Arthropoda, Insecta, Hymenoptera, Megachilidae. Gene Ontology annotation, biological process: neuropeptide signaling pathway. Gene Ontology annotation, molecular function: neuromedin U receptor activity.
AGCUUGAUGCUCGACACUGAUACGAUUACGAUGUCAUUCUUUGAAGACAACAAGGUUGGCAAAGUUCAUUCUGAAAAUUUAGACGAUUUGAGGAAUCUUCUCGACAUGUUGAAAGUAAUUAUGUGAUUCAAUGUGUAAAUUUUCUAAAUAAUAAUAGUGACAUUUUCUUGAGCGUGCCAGUAAUCGAUAUGCAAAUCGAGUAAAAGAAACAAGACAGAUCCGAUUUUCUUUCGAAGAAUUAAUUAAAUUCGCUCGAUUGAAUCUUACCCGAUUGAAGGAGAAUCAAUUCCAGGAAAGGUGGAUGUUAAUCCCAGGAUUGUAACACACUUUCGAUAUUUUUUGUUAUGCAUACAAAACUGGGGUUGCUUGUUUUUCAAAUAAAUCGAUUCUUUCCAGAAGGAAUUUAAUAAGACCGAGCCAUAAUUUGAUCGCUGUUUCAAAAAGUAAUUUGCCAGAAAACAAUUGGAAUCCGGGGUGAAUAUUCUGAGAGGUUUCUCGAGGAGUUUUAUCUCGAGGAGCGUCGUCCUUUUUUGCAGGAAAUACUUUAGGACACUUUGUAUAAUUUUAUUGGAAGGAAACGGAACUAAGGUUCUUUAACCCGUGAAAACUUUGACAUCAAAGACCCUUCUUUUCCCGUUCGGUCAACGAAUUUCCUUAGUCAUUGUUGAGAACGAGGAAAGUAAUCAGUAUUUGGUCGAUGUGUGAUUCCCUGAUUAUUCAAACGAAUCAAUUAAGGCGACGACAUGAAACGAGUCAUUCAGAAAAAGGAAAAAUAGAGAAUCGCGAGAUAUCUUGUGCCUCGCUCUGACGUCUCGUGAGAGACGCUGAUAACCAGCAGCUGAUAAUGAACGAUAAGUUGCGCAUAAAAACGACCUCUUCAACUUAAACCGCCGAUUAAAAUCUAUAUUUAAAAUGUAAAUGUUUUGUAAGUGCGUGCAAAACAGUUGGUCGGAGAGAAACUUGGUCACGUACGCUAAGAUUCCAGUAAAAGACUGUUCGUCAAUAUAUUAAGAUGAACUUUCUUGAACUUUCACUCUCCUUCUUCAUUUUCUCUAUACCGAAGAAAAAAGCCUAACAGUUUCGAGUUUCACUUUUCAAGUCCAAACAGUUGGAGCACAAAAUAUUGCGACGUUAGUUGCUCGAAGGAUGUUGUUAGUUUUCCACGACACUCGACGCAAUAGAGCUGCGCAAAAUUAAAAAGUUUUCAUCCUUGAAAGAAAUUAUUCCGACUAGUACUGCGUAACAAGGAUCGAGUCGAUAAACCGCGAAAUUAGCUCACGGUAGAGUAGAACGAGUUCGCAUCCAACUUUGCGAUGGUAACGUGAUGCGUUAAAGUCGAUAUAUUCCCCAAACAGCAUCAGAGAAAGGACCAUCGUAAAACUUGCUUCGUCCACCUUCAAAGAUAAUUAGAAACUAACCAACCCGCAAAAAAAGCCACCGUAAAAUACAACUACGGUUUUGUAUCGAGAAACGUCCUCGAACUCCGGUCAAAUGACACGGUAGAAAUGAACCCGAAAGCUUUUGAAAGCUGGAAGCCUCGCAAAAUCGGCUACGUCAUCGACGAGUUAAACGACACGGACCGAAUUCGACACUUCUAAACAGGAGCUCCACUCGAAGAGCUUGGUUCUUUCGCGGAACGAAAAAUACAGACAGCAGGGUUAUUUCUCGUACGAAAUGAAGCGAAAAGAAGGGGUUGCAGGGUUUAGGAUUGUCUUGGAGGGUGUCGUUUUCGAGUACAAGGUCACGUGAAUUUCGUCGACCGUGUUCGAACGUUAGACAAUUGAAAAAUCGAGGAAAUUCAGAUGUCUGCAAAAGGGAAAGAAGGAAACCUGAUGGAUAACCACCCGAGUCAAGAUUUACGAACGUGAUAGAUGCCCUCGGUGUUGAAUCGAUCCACAAUAUUUUUAAAUCAACAGGAAACGAAAGAAAAUUACAAUGUAAAAUAUACCACAAAAUUCUUACACGAUACGAAAAACAUACUCGAAUGUAAUGUAAAGAAUGAAUUGUCUGGAAAUUUAAUAUACAAUGGUUGUUUUUGCGGCUAACCUUAAAUCCUUAAACGCGAGACUUUAUCAUUAAAUAAGCGUCCAACGUUCAUCGGUAUCCUCAUUAUAAUAUCAAAUGAAAUUUAUUCAGUUCUUUAAUCAUUUGUUUCUUCGGAUUCUUCAAAUUCAUAUAUGUAUAACGGACUAAACGUUUCGAGCAAAUCCUUUGAUAUGAAAAUUUCUUUCGGUGGUAAACAACUUGUUCGAUGAAUGAAAUCUACCGAAGCAACAAAAUCCGUCAAACCUUCCUUAUUUUAAGUCGUAGAAAUUAUGGAGUUCCGACUGUUUUCAAGGAGGGAUAUCGUUUUGUUAACUAUUUACGAUCGAGGGGAAACAGGAAAUGCGCAAGCUAUAAUUUUAGCUCGAGAUAUCUAAUUGAAAUGUUCUGUUUUGGGAGUCUCUCGAUUUCGCGAAUCAUUGCACUUCUAACGGGAUUAUUCCUAAAAUAGAGGCGUCGUAUAAGCGGCAGUUAAAUUCUUGGAUUAGUCGAAUCAUUCCGAGAAUUAAACGCGUAUGUGACUAAGGACGAAACUAUGACAUACCCCCGGACAAAAAUCACGAUUACGCCAAUGCAAAUACAACGCGUCAGAUGUUCGCAAACAGCACGAUUAAUAGACAACGAUAGAAAACAGUUGGCAAUCUUUCUUCCGUAACUCAUAAAAAUUCAUUUGUUUCUCGAAUUUUUCAUCCGAGGAUUACAUCAUAAUGGUUGAUUGAAUUUCUUGCUACGUAUGGAAGAGUUUGCUACAAAACAUGUUGACCUUCUCCAAAAAAAGACAAGAAUAAAUAGAGAGGACGAUUCAUAAAGAAUUCAUAUUUCACCCUAUGCGAAUGGAGAACUUAAAUUGAUUUCGGUAUUACAUAAAUAUUUAACAAAUUUAUAAAACGAAUACAAAUGUACUCAAGUCCUCGGUUGCUUCGAGUUUAUACAAUUUUUUGAACGGCUACGAGCAGGAAAAUCGGAAGCGAUCGAGGCAACCACCAUAGAGGGAAGCGAAGGACAUACGAGCGUUCCGGGUGCAAAUAUUUGAAAAAUGGCCGCGCAGCGGGUAGUUGCCGGUAAGAAGAAUAGCGGUUCGUUGUUUCUACGAAGAAGGCGAAUAAUCGAGCGAAAUGACCGUGAAACCGGUCCAGGACCCGAAGAAGAAGGAACGAGGGAAACCACGAGGACAACUGCCGGUAAUUGAAGGUGCGCAGAAGCGCCGGUGGCCGACGUCGUGCGUCGCGACGAGGGCCAUCCGCAGUCGUGACUCGCGCGGCGUCCGUGUCGGUUCGUCGACAAGUUCCUCGCUCGAUUUGUGACAUCUUGCGACCUUCGUUCGCCAGUUCGAUUCCUUUGGAAAGGUCGAACACGCAGGGCUUGAUAGAACCUAACAGAGCACGGUUCAAAAAUAACCGAGAAUCUGGUUUUACCAAGGUCUUGUGUGAAAUCGACAAAAUUACGGAUAAUUAGGGAAAAAUAGUUCUUGAUGAGGUCGAUAGGAAGAAAAUCCAACUGAUUCGGUUGUAGUUCUUCCUUUUCUUUUUUUUUCUUUCCACCAUUAUUUUACCGAGCUCUGUGCAAGACAGUUUGGAGAAGAUCGUACAACGGCGAGAAUAAAUACGGGGUGUCGAAUGGAGGAUUCGAUUCGAAGGAAAUCAAACUGAGAAUUCUUCCACUUCCUUGCAAUUUUCUUCCUGAAUUUCGUGCGAGAUUACGUAGGAUAGAAUCGAGAACUUUUUGCAACUUCACUAUCGAAUUUUGCCCGACGUUACUUUCCGUAGAACGGAAAACCUGAGAACUAAGGUCAAGAACAGAUUCGGAAUUGAUAAGGGAGGCUCUCCGAAAGAAGAAUCCUGUUCCGUUUCCAAUCACCGAUUUCUCUGAAUCGUGAAUGAAAUUAACUGAGAAACAUGGAAACCUAAGAUUGAAAAACUUGUGAUUGAUUGAACAGAGGAGAAUCAGCAGAGUUUUCCUACUUCACAAAAUUUCAAUCGUUCCAAUACUUAAAGGUUUAAGAUACAAAAAAUUUGAAGGACAAUCGAUAUAUCUUUGCCUAAUGUAAUAGAAGAUUUCGAUGAGAAGUUCUCCAAACUUCCAACACUCCAUAAAAACGUCGAUGUAUCGAACGAAAGUUUAAACGAAACUCGAUCAAUCAAUUCUUAAGAUUCGCCCGAGAGUUUGCCUCUUCCCAAUUUUUUGUUAAGAAUUUCAUUUAUUCCCCAAAAGUUGGUCGAGACUUUAUGAUGUGCCCUAUGCAACCACGAGAACUAAUAAAGUAAAUCGGUUCAAUAUGGAGGAGCCAAUAGUAUCGACGAAUUUGUCCAACAGCACGUCCAUUCAAGAGUACGUCCAGGACAUCACGAAUUUCUACAACGGGACCGUCGACAAUUAUUUCCAAGACAUCGUCCAUCCACCUCGGAGAGACUCGCUAUUCAUUGUGGUGCCGGUAACGAUCAUUUACGCGUCCAUUUUCGUGACCGGCACAAUAGGGAACAUCAGCACGUGCAUCGUGAUCGCACGCAACAAGUCGAUGCACACCGCUACCAACUAUUAUCUGUUCAGUUUGGCCGUGUCAGACCUGUUGCUACUGGUGUGUGGACUUCCGGCGGAAAUUUUUCUCGUUUGGUACAAGUACCCGUAUAUCUUCGGCGAGGGUUUCUGCGUUUUACGAGGCCUAGCGGCGGAGACGUCGACGAACGCGUCGGUUCUGACCAUCACGGCCUUCACCGUCGAAAGAUACGUCGCUAUUUGUCACCCGUUCUUGUCUCAAACGAUGUCGAAAUUGACCCGGGCAGUGAAAUGGAUCCUGGUGAUCUGGUUGGUGGCGUUGUCGUUCGCGUUGCUCCCGGCGCUUCAAUUUGGGGUGAUCCAACAUAAAAAUAAUCCUAGUCUAGUGAUGUGCACGGUCAAGAGGAUACUUCUGCAACACUCGUUCGAAUUGUCUACCUUCCUGUUUUUCGUGGUGCCUAUGAGUCUGAUCACCGUACUGUACGUACUGAUUGGGCUGAAACUGAGGAAGUCGAACAUGAUGAAGAGAAGUCAGGAGCGAGAAGGUAGCUGCAGACAUCAUACUGGCAGGUCGUCGAGGAGGGUGCUGAAAAUGUUGGUGGCGGUGGUAAUCGCGUUCUUCAUCUGCUGGGCGCCGUUUCACGUGCAGAGGCUGAUCGCCAUUUACGGGACAAAUUCGGAAGAUCACAUCACGUCUAACAGCAAGUGGAUAGAGUUCCUUUAUCUCUUGAUGACCUACAUAUCCGGGGUACUCUAUUACAUGUCCACGACGAUUAAUCCUAUUCUAUACAACAUCAUGUCGAACAAAUUUCGAGUGGCGUUCAUGGAAACACUGUCGAGGAGUUGCAGGAUCCCUGGCCUGGUGGUUCGCAACGACCAACGUUCCUACUCGAGUUUGUCUCGGUCCCAGCAAAGAGCGCUGGGCGCUUACGGCUCGAGGACCGUGGGCACCGGAGGAACCGGAAUCGCCCACGAAAGCACCGACUGUUCCGGAAAUUCCGCUCGCGAGGACAGCCCUAAACAGACGACAGCGUUGGUCGAGCAACUGAAGACGGACUCGCGGAACGUGGACAGGAAAUACGCCGACAAAGACAGCGAGGAGAUCAGGAAGCUCGCGAAAGAGGUUAGGGUGGUCGACGAGCACAGAUCCACCGGCAAAUACGCGACCGUCAAGGUCUCCAACGUCGACGAGGCCAGGAAAAAAUGGUGGGGGCUGCUCAAGUGGUUUCCUGGAUUGAAGUCCUUCAAGUUGGCCGGAAGGAACACGUACACCGUGUCGGAGAACCGUAUCCUGAAACAGACGGAGUUGCAUAGAGAAGAAUUCUCGAUGUCCAUGUGGAACGUACGCGAGGCGAACGAUCAGCUGCCCGUUUGAACCGUCUUUGCUUCGAAAAGGCUGCUGAAAGCUGAAACAUUCUCCGAGUUUCGAGAAUCGAAAGACUGCUUUGGUUAAUGGCUGCGAAUGAGUUUGGUACUUGCUGGCAUCGGAAAUACUAUGAAGGUUUCGAUGGGCAAAAACAUGUUUCAAUCAAUUUAGGAUGCGGUACGAGCGUCACCCGAAGAGUUGGAUGGAAAGAAAUGUUUCGAUCGAUGGUUGUAUUCGCGAACUGAUAUUGCAAUUCUUGGGUCUGAAGCUUUGACAACCGAAAGAAACUUUUUAAUCUUUGGCUAGAUUCGCGGACGGAGAGAAUGAAUUGGUACCGCGUAACGAUUGUUAAAUCAGUUAACUUUUCGCGAACGAAAAGUAAUCGCAAGAUUUGUUUCCGUGCAAAUGAAAGAGAAGUUGAAAAGUCGCGUAUGAAUGCUCGGUGAAUCGGAGUAUAAAUAAAUGAGACGAAGCAGAAGCUGUUGGGUUAUAAAUCGCCUCGAAAUGUAUAUUCCUGUCAGGUUUUUCGGUGAUCGAGAUUCUUCGUGAGUGCUUUGAAAAGCGCGUCGAUAAUAGACGUUCAUCCCCUCUUUUCUGAAGCGUACAAACUCGAAAUAAGAAAGUUCUCGAGGUAUUUCGAUCGAAACCUCGGAUUUAUGAGGGAAGAGACUACCUCGUGUGGCGCGGGGAGGAAUGA